This is a messenger RNA of Oxyura jamaicensis (ruddy duck), 4777 nucleotides long. It is a transcript of the gene TAFA1, whose product is annotated as TAFA chemokine like family member 1. The coding region runs from base 846 to 1295 and encodes 149 amino acids. Gene Ontology annotation, biological process: regulation of neuroblast proliferation; neuroblast differentiation. Gene Ontology annotation, molecular function: receptor ligand activity. The record is from RefSeq and is a predicted model, not a curated record. The transcript is spliced from 6 exons. Lineage: Eukaryota; Metazoa; Chordata; Aves; Anseriformes; Anatidae.
AAAGCUCGUUUCUAUUGUCUGUUGAGCUGCAUGGCAGCAGAGUUGCGAGCAAGCCUCUCUCUCAGGUGCGGCAAGGUGUUGCAAAAACCCUGCUGGCGUGCGGGAUCCGGCCCCUGCCCGCCCCGCACCGCCCCUGCCCGCUCACACGCGUCUGUCAGAGGAGAGAGAAAGGGAGAGACGGAGGCUUUCUUAGCGUCUCCCUCGCCUGUCGCGAACAAGUGCGGGAGGAGCGCCCGCGGAACGAAGGCGCGGCGCAGCCCGGCCCCCCGGCACUGCCCGCCCGGCCCCGCGCCGGUGCCGGAGCCGAUCCGCAGCUCCGGCACCCUGCCUCGCCACCGGGGGCCGUGUCGUUUUAAGGCUUUAAGGCAUGUGAUACCCUCCCGAGCAGGGAUGCGUUGAUACAGGCUACGGUACUUACAGCAUCGUAUAGCGGCGUGCCUACGGCUGCCCGGCUCUGCACUGCCCGCGCUGGAGUGAGGCUGCUCUUGUCGUUGAACUGCUCCUCGUCCUUAAGUAUUCUGGAAGCUGCAAAUUAUCUCAAGAUCACUUCAAAGGUCUCGUCAAGCAGCGGGUGAUGCUAGGAGAUGAUUUAAAGGUGAAAAUGAGAAGGUUUCCACCCCUCAAACCUUGGCCACUUUUCUGACGGCAGUGUCUGAAAGCUCAGAUGUCUUUACUCUGGGAACAGGAUUUGUAACGAGAUUUUUUUUCCCUCAUAAUCCUGAUAAAGAAGAUUAUUGGGAAGCUAUUAAAAUCCCUUAUUGUGGUACAGAUGGAUUUUAAAAAGUGUUAGACCUUUCCAAUGAACACUAAUAGAGUGCUCUGCUCUUGGUUGGAUUACUCAGAGAAUGGCAGUGGUCUCUGCAAUGUCCUGGGUCCUGUAUUUGUGGAUAAGUGCCUGUGCAAUGCUGCUCUGUCAGGGGUCCCUCCAUCACACUUUCCAGCAGCAUCACCUGCACAGACCAGUUCUGGAGUGGGUGUACAACACUGAAAGACGUAACAGCACGGUUUGGGAAGGAGGAACGUGUGAAGUUAUAGCAGCACACAGAUGCUGUAAUAAGAAUCGAAUUGAGGAAAGAUCACAAACAGUAAAAUGCUCCUGUCUACCUGGGAAAGUGGCUGGGACUACAAGAAACAGACCUUCCUGUGUUGAUGCUUCAAUAGUGAUUGGGAAAUGGUGGUGUGAGAUGGAGCCCUGCCUAGAAGGAGAGGAAUGUAAGACGUUGCCUGACAAUUCUGGAUGGAUGUGUGCGACUGGCAAUAAAAUCAAGACCACCAGAAUCCACCCGAGGACCUAACAGAGCGACGUCUGCACGGAGACAGUGAAAGCCCAGCUGAUUUAUGAGGACAAAAUAUCAAAUGUUGAAAACCAUCUCAGCAUUUACAAGCCAAAUGGAUUUCUUAUUUGCACUCUGACUGUUUACCAGACAACAACAGUGGCUUUACUGUGUGAAAGAGAGUAUUCUGUGGAAAUAAUGCCCCUGAUUUUUGACAGCUGAAAAGAAAAAUGAAGAAAAUGGUUCCUUUGGUAAAGUUUCUGAGAUUACGAAGUACAAACAACAUUAUAAGUUUGGAUCUACAAUUUACUUUAUACCACUUAAAGUAUAUAUAUAGAAAUAUAUAUAUAUUAAUAUAUGAUAUUUUGAAAUAAAAGCCUCACUCUUCAAGAAAUUGAAUAGUACCACACUUUGCUGCAGCUGCUGUAAUUUUUUUUCUUUAUUGUAAUGGUCUGGAAGAUCCCUACCUGUUUCAGAGAGAAAUGUGGCAGUGAAGAGGCAAAGCAAACCUGCUGCGGUACAAGGACGCCUAAGAGCUACACGAAUCCUAUCGAUGCAGCAUCCAGAGCUUUCCAUUCCCUUCGGUAGAAUUUCAAGGGCAUUUUGUUGUUCAUCUUUGUGUUCUGGAGGCUUUUCCCCUUGUGCAAUACUAGCAUGCUGGCUUUGCUUCAUAACCAUACUUGAUACUCGAUUGAUAUAUAACAAUGAUAAUUCUAUCCUCUUCCAAGAAAAUAUUUUUAGAGCUGUUAGAUAUUCUGUGGAGAAGAAAUGGACAACUACUGAGUGAAGUACAGUAUGUAUUAAAAGUUUAUUUGGCAGAGUUUGGUAGACUGUGAGCUCCCUUCUUAUUAAAGAUGUACUGUACGUACAAUGUCUUCAGACUUUGUAUAGCUCAUAGAGACUGCAGUAAAAUUCCAGUAACCAACUCCAAAGCUUUGCGUUGUUGGCUCACUAAUUCUCUGAAACAACGACAAAGCUCUUUCUAGACUGAGAUGCAAGAGGGCUUCUACAUAUGGUUUGGGGUUUUUUUUAUGAGUCAAUUUGCAAUUGGUGAACAAGCAUUUUUAGCUUAAGGGAAUGCCCCUGUGGACAGCUCAAGUACUCAGGCACACCCACUUUGCCUGGCUGUGUGGUUUUAUCCCACAAUAACGGUUUCUUUCAGUUUAAUUUUAAUGUUUCUCACUAAGGUGAAUUCGGCUGAGAUGAGAUGAUCUUCAGCAAGGAUGCAUCCACAGAGGCAUUUAGCUACUAACCGUGAACACUUUGAGUUCACAUUCCUAGCUCAGCUAUUGCUGUUCACCAUGCAGCCUGGCCCUUGUGCUGUUGAAGAUCAAAUCUGAGAGCUCUAAUGUGCAAGCCUAGUUCACAUUCCCAAGCACUUUUCUGAGCAGUUCAAUUAGUUUCAGGUGGGUUAUUCACGUGGAAAAGUGUCUUUCUUUCAUGCAUAAGUGUGCACAGCCCACCCUUCAGUACACUUAAUGCUACCAAAUCAAAAAGGAAUGUAGAAGCCUAGCACUCAUUUUAUCCAGUCGAGCUUCAUUUCUUUAAUAUGUCCAAUUUCCUUUCAGCCCGCUUACCUGUCUCUCACAGGACCCCUUCAGCCAUGCUAAUCACUUUUAAUCCAAUGCAGAGGAAAUGCUGCACUUCCCAACCUAGAAUUGGUCAAAAAACCCCCACUAACUUACUUUCUCCUUCAGGGCAACCACUUCAGUCCCUGAUGUUUCAAGAGGCAGAAAUUUGUCACUGUAAUUACAUUGUGUGUUAAAGCAGCUACACGACAUGUCACACCAUCCUCCAUGGAUUUCCGUGCUGGUCCCUGCCUGAUGCUCACGGCAGAAAUGAUGAUGCUUCUUCCAAGUAGUUCUAUUAUUUCCCUUUUAAAAAGAUAUAAGAGUGAAAAAGUGCAGGGAAAAAUCUUUUUCUCUGUUCUAUGCACAGAAAAACUAAAUAGAAUGAGCCUCACCACCAGCUGCAGAUCCUACCGUAUGGAGACCAGCCCCCACUGGCAGCUCCGCUGGUCAGGCCAUGUACUUUCUGGCCACAGACAUCUGCCUGAACCACAGAGGAUACCUUUACCCUGAGAGAUGGUCUACCAUGGAUGCGUGCCCCUAGUCCCAUCCUCUCAAUUUGGCAGGGACCACUGCCUGCCUCGUUACCCACAAACAGGUGUGUUCCCAAAAUGAGAUUUUUGGACCAACUCCAAGUCCACCUGGCACAAAUAAGGAGAAACUCUUCCCAAAUAAAUCCUUAGCAUUUCUUAUUUUUACUAGAACAUCACUUUGAAAGGACCCCCUAGAGCUAGGAAUACUUCAUUGCACUAAGAGAUAUCCCUUGCUACCAGAAUAAGGGGCAAUUAAAACCUAGAAAGUGUUACCAUAUCUUUACAAUUGUAUCUCAGUCAUAUAUAGCUAAAUGUCCAUUCAAAAUCUUAUUAGCAGUCUGUGGAAAACUGGGAAGAAACUGAACCUGAGUUUCCUUAUUCCCAGUCCAGUGAUGCUCUAAAUAAUGACCCCCAUGCAACAAACUGGCCCAUGGCAGUUUGUACCCUUUGGCAAAUUCCAAGAUGUCACCAUUGAGAGGUAUUUAUCCCAGAGCAGCGUGUCUGACAUGGCUCAGAAUGUGAGCAGAUAACAAUGCUUAUGCCUGUUUCUAUGAAAUAUGCCUGUUAAGACUGGGAAAUAUUAGACUUGCUAAAAUAUAAGAAGGAAAUGUUGUCAUUUCCACAGUAAAGUUUCCUAAAGAUGUUUAUGAAUCCUUUCUUUGCCAGUAGGCAGCCUCAAAUAUCACCACACCAAAUUCAGUAAACAUCUGCGUCUCUUUGAAGUUGCUGCAAAAUCUGCUCAUGAAGUGCGGCACUGAGAAAUUGCUGUUUUAAUUAAAAUGUUUUAGAGGGGAAUUAAGGCCUUUGCAGAAAUAAUGACUAAUAAAACGUGAAGUCAAAUUAAGAGCUGGAUGCAGCUAACCUUCAUUGUUUCAGUGAACCACAUUGAAAACAAUAAUAAAAAUAUUCAACCAGCCUGGAGUCACAAUGAUCAUGUAUUUCAGUGAUAUGCACAGUCAUACAGUGUGUAGAGGGAAGAUGUCAUAGCUGCUUUUUCACCUUGGCCAGUGGAAACCCAGUGUGUUCCAGUGGUGGAAUGAAUGCGGCCCCUAUUCUCAUGGAAAUGUGUUAGUCAUGCUGUCCUCUGCACAGUGUUAAAAUAUUUACAUCAACAGAAGGGAAAGUUCCUGUUUCUGGCAGAAGUCAAGACAAAAGGAUGAUGGGAAAAAAAAAAAAAAAAAUCAAACAUUUGUAAAUGCCUCAAAGACAAACUUAGUUAUAUCAGUGUUUCUUCCUCAGAUGUGUGAAACCAAGUUAUGUAAAUCAAAAAUGUGCAAGUUGGAAAAAAUACUGGAAAAAAAAAAAAAGUAGCUACCAUCUGCCUAUUGAUUCAAAAAAUCUAGAUUACAUGUUUCUGUCCAAAAAUCUCUAGUAAUAAAAAGCUCAGUGUGGUAUGAUUUGA